GGUUGUAGCCGGCCAAGCCUCUCUGAAAAGCGAUCAGCUGAUAUUUCGUCGUUGAGCGUAGCGGAUAACGCUGAAAACCGAGGAGCUGAAGACUAGCUAGUACAACAACAGUAAGACAAUUACAUUUAGGUAUUCGGGGGAUCCCGUUGAUUGCUGAGCAGGAGCUGGUGCGUCCCAAUACGCCACCAUGGGGGAGCUCUUCAGAAGCGAGGAGAUGACGCUGGCCCAGCUCUACCUCCAGUCAGAGUCUGCCUACUGCUGUGUCAGUGAGCUGGGAGAGAUCGGGAUGGUGCAGUUCCGUGACCUGAACCCAGAUGUGAAUGUGUUCCAACGCAAGUUUGUCAAUGAAGUGCGCCGAUGUGAAGAGAUGGACCGCAAGCUGCGGUUUGUGGAGAAGGAAAUCAAGAAAGCCAACAUUCCCAUAGUAGACACAGGCGAGAACCCUGAGGUCCCCCUACCAAGGGACAUGAUUGACCUGGAGGCCACCUUUGAGAAGCUGGAGAAUGAGCUGAAAGAGAUCAACACCAACCAGGAGGCUCUGAAAAAGAACUUCCUGGAGCUGACGGAGCUCAAGCACAUCCUGCGUCGCACUCAGCAGUUCUUUGAUGAGAUGGAGGACCCCAACCUCCUGGAGGAGUCGUCCACCAUGCUGGAGCCUAGUGAGACGGGGGUCCGUGCUCCUCUCAGACUGGGCUUUGUUGCUGGGGUGAUCGGCCGGGAGCGUAUCCCUACGUUUGAGAGGAUGCUCUGGAGGGUUUGCCGUGGCAACGUGUUUUUACGGCAGGCUGACAUUGAAGACCCCCUGGAGGACCCUGUCACGGGUGACCAUGUCUAUAAGUCGGUCUUCAUCAUUUUCUUCCAAGGAGAUCAGCUGAAGACUCGUGUCAAGAAGAUUUGUGAAGGGUUCCGAGCGUCACUCUAUCCCUGCCCUGAGACUCCCCAGGAGAGGAAGGAGAUGGCUGCAGGAGUGGCGACGCGCAUCGAUGACCUACAGAUGGUUCUGAACCAGACGGAAGACCACAGGCAGCGAGUGUUGCAAGCUGCAGCCAAGAUGGUGCGGGUGUGGUUCAUUAAGGUGAGAAAGAUGAAGGCCAUCUACCACACGCUGAACCUGUGCAACAUCGACGUCACCCAGAAGUGCCUGAUCGCCGAGGUUUGGUGCCCUGUCUCCGACCUGGACUCCAUCCAGUUCGCCCUGCGUAGAGGCACGGAGAAGAGCGGUUCCACAGUUCCCUCCAUCCUCAACAGGAUGCAGACCAAACAGACUCCGCCCACCUUCAACAAGACCAACAAGUUCACCUCAGGCUUUCAGAACAUUGUAGACGCCUACGGAAUUGGCAACUACCGCGAGAUCAACCCAGCACCAUACACCAUCAUCACCUUCCCCUUCCUAUUCGCUGUCAUGUUUGGGGACCUGGGCCAUGGGGUGCUCAUGACCUGUGCUGCCCUCUACCUGGUCCUGAGAGAGAGCCGCCUGCUCGCCCAGAAGAACGACAACGAGAUGUUCAGCAUGGUGUUUGCCGGACGCUAUAUCAUCCUGCUGAUGGGCGUCUUCUCUGUGUAUACCGGCAUCAUCUACAAUGACUGCUUCUCCAAGUCCCUCAACCUGUUCGGCUCCGGAUGGAGCGUCAGGCCCAUGUUCGAUCCCCGCGCCAACAACCUCACCUGGACGUUUCAGACACUGGGUCAGAACAAGGUUUUGCAGUUGGACCCUGCUGUGAAAGGAGUCUUCACUGGACCUUACCCGAUUGGCAUCGACCCAAUUUGGAACAUCGCCACCAACAAGCUGACCUUCCUUAACUCCUUCAAGAUGAAGAUGUCCGUGAUCCUGGGCGUCAUCCACAUGCUGUUCGGAGUCUCUCUGAGUCUCUUCAACCACCUGUAUUUUAAGAAACCCCUGAACAUCUACCUGGGCUUCAUCCCUGAGAUUGUGUUCAUGGCCAGCUUGUUCGGCUACCUGGUCAUCCUGGUGUUCUAUAAGUGGGUGGCCUACGACGCGCUCACCUCCAGAAGUGCUCCCAGUCUUCUCAUUGCCUUCAUCAACAUGUUCCUGUUCAACUACAGUGACCCCACCAACCAACCCCUCUACGCAGGGCAGAGGGUCUUACAGACGCUGCUGGUGUUGAUCGCCCUGGCAUGUGUUCCCUGUAUGUUAAUAGUGAAAACCCUGGUGAUGCGGCGACAGUACCUCUGGCAGAAGAACUUGGGCACCCAGAACUUUGGGGGGAUCCGGGUGGGCAACGGCCCCACUGAAGACGAGGCACAGAUCAUCCAGCAUGACCAGCUCUCCCAGCACUCUGAGAAUGACGAGCAUGAGGCCACCGAGGAGGAAGUGUUUAACUUUGGAGAUGUGGCGGUCCACCAGGCCAUUCACACCAUAGAGUACUGUCUGGGCUGCAUCUCCAACACGGCCUCCUACCUGCGACUAUGGGCCCUCAGUCUGGCACACGCACAGCUGUCGGAGGUUCUGUGGACUAUGGUGAUGCACAUCGGCCUGUCCUCCAGGAGCUUUGCUGGUUUCCUGGUUCUGUCCAUCAUCUUUGGGGCCUUCGCCGUUCUGACCGUCUGCAUCCUGCUCAUCAUGGAGGGGCUGUCUGCCUUUCUGCAUGCGCUGCGUCUGCACUGGGUGGAAUUCCAGAACAAGUUCUAUGUCGGCCAAGGCUUCAAGUUCCUCCCAUUCACCUUUGAAAGCAUACUGGAGGGGAGGUGCGAGGAAUAAACCCUGACCUCGUUCGGUUCCUCUUUACAGCCGAUUUGGUGUUGACUAGUAAUGUGCAUUGGGAAACUCCACCUAUCAUGGGCAUUGCCUUAGGAACUCAUGAUAUUGACAUUUUCUAAGCUUCCUGAUCAGGAUGUUUCCAAUUUCAAUCUGUUAUUUGUCAAUGUUGUAAGAAUGUGUCCCUUCGGGAUCUAGAAUAUUCACAAACAGAUGAAUCCUUCAGUCAGUUAAUUCUGUAGUUUCUCUUAGGGGGGAGAUGGCUAUUUCUGAAAAUGUGAUGGAAUUUGAUAACAUCGGUGUCUCAUUCUGGUGCAGUGACCGUUUUCUUUUUUGAUUUGUUAGUUUCUUUAAUGAGAGAAAUGAUUGUGUUGUUUUUCAUUGUAAAACCUGUUCAGUGAUGUAUGCAGACCCCGUGUUAGAAUUGCACUACUUGGAUCAUUGUGAACAAGGACUAGCUUUCCUGUGGUCUGGAUUGUCAUUGAUUCACCUCAGUAGCUGUCCAUGAAAUAACCACCUAUAUGCUAUGUCUAAGUGUGUUUGUUGUUAUUGUCCUUGCUUGUCCCUAUCCUGUUUAUACACGAAUACAGAAAAACCUUUAAAUCACACAGACCUCUACUUUAAGGAGGUCCAAAGGGAAUUCCUGAUACCAUACAGCGACUCAUGCCUUUGGUGGAUCUUCAAUGCAAAGCAGUGAAUUGAAUAUCAUGUGACGCAGGACCAGUAAUGGUGUGUUAUGUCCUGACACCUCUUCUUUCGAUGACAGCAGUAAUGUGCAGUGAAUUAUGGGGAACUUGUCUGUUGUCGUCCUUUUAAUGGGGAUUAUUUAAACCUCAGAGAAGGACACUGGGUUUUCUGAGAUGAUCCAUGACUGAGAGUAAUGGUGAUUGUGUGUUGAUUUGUUUUUGUUGUUCCAAACAUUUAAUUUUGAUCUUCUGUAAAGUGUUUACAAUGUCAAUGUGUAAGCCUGUGUGGAAGGCAGUGUGAAGGACUGACUAACCAUGUAAGAGGACUCCUGUAAAGGGGAUCUGGUGAUUGUCAUCUACAGUACGUGUGAGACCUCUCCUCAGUCUGCAUAGAUGGGUAGUUGCAUUGAGAAUCUCUCUGUCAUUAAAGAGGAAAGAGCUGGUUAAGCAAACUAUUGUAUUGUCUUCUGA
Esox lucius (northern pike) is the source of this 3873-nucleotide messenger RNA. RefSeq names its product ATPase H+ transporting V0 subunit a1a (gene atp6v0a1a). The transcript is spliced from 22 exons. Gene Ontology annotation, biological process: proton transmembrane transport; vacuolar acidification. Gene Ontology annotation, molecular function: proton-transporting ATPase activity, rotational mechanism; ATPase binding. The record is from RefSeq and is a predicted model, not a curated record. Gene Ontology annotation, cellular component: vacuolar proton-transporting V-type ATPase complex; vacuolar proton-transporting V-type ATPase, V0 domain; plasma membrane. The coding region runs from base 188 to 2719 and encodes 843 amino acids. NCBI's taxonomy places the organism in Eukaryota, Metazoa, Chordata, Actinopteri, Esociformes, Esocidae.